CAGUCACACAGUGAGUUCCGCCGCAGGUUCGUUCCGCCGCAGGUUCGUUCCGAGUGUUUAUGUGACAGAACCGUGACCGAACCGAGUCAUGAGCGCUGAUAACUCCAGUCCAGAUGUUUUGGUACCGCUACGGAAUCUGUUUAACUGUGUGAAAUCCACCAGAGAUCGUGUGAGAGAUGGAGAAUCAAACGAAUGCAGCGGCACGUUCAGCUUGUCAAACUUCUGGGAGACUUUGGAUCAAGCUGUCAAGACAACAUCUCAAGAAGCGACAAAACUCAGUUUAAUGUUCUCGAGACCUCCAGUGCCCUCAGAGCAGGAAUGUACAAAACUGGCAGACUCUUUUCGGAAGAGCAUGCUGGCGUUGUCCACAGUUUACUUCUGGUUACCGAAGAGCCAAGGAAUUACAUUGCGGAGGGCAGUUAGAGAUGCGACCGCAGAGGUUUUCGAGGGUCUGGUUCAGCUGCUGGAUGUUAUUCUCUCUUCUCCUUUACAAAGUUUGUCUCAGGAUCAGCUGACCUCCACUGGAGGAGUGUGGGCUGCCUGUGACCAGUUUAAUCAGCUCCCGAAAGAUAACCGCGCCGCUGUGUUGGCGGUCUUGACGUCAAAUGUUGGUUUGGUAAAAGAUGCCCUGGAAGAGAUGGAGCAGGCUCUGGCUGAGAGUCAGGACCCGUUUGGAGACAUCUUAGACGAUGAUGACAUGGACGUCCGCGGUAACCAGGACACAUACUGGUCGCAGUCAGACCGCGAGCUCAUCCGUCAGUGUCAGGGUCUUAUGAAAGCAUCCGGUGCAUGUCUGCGCAAACUCUCCUCUGCGGUCCGAAACAACGGACGAGUGGAGACGGAGGAGAAUAUUGCGCAGUUAGACGAUCUCGCCGAUGUAGCCAAAGACGUCAGUCCCAGCAUCGAUGACCUCACUCUCUCUCUAUACCCACCUGUGGACAGCUCAGCGGUGGACGAGAAUGUUUGUAAACUGGCAUUUGUGCUGAAGAAGGUGCUGGAGAUCAGUAGGACGAGUCAUGUUUGUCUGGAGCCUGAUGUUUCAUGGGUGGAGUUUCUGGACGGGGCUGUCAAUCACAACCUGGAGAAAGUACAAUCACUGCUGCUUGACUCGAACUCAUAGCGUCCUGAAGACUGACUUUUGUGACGGUGUGUGAACGCUCCAUCGAUGUGAAAAAGGACAUUUUGAUUAAUUUAAUAUCUGAGAUGCUCUUCUGUUGAAUCUUCAGAGAGGUUACCUGACAAAGGAAAAUCCUUUCCUUUAAAAAUAUCAUGUUAUGAUUUAUGUCCAAUGACAUUCACAAUAUUAUUUGUUUGCCCUCUAAAGCAAUUCAGUAUAUUUUGGAUAUAUAUAAUGUUUUUCAUGUUACGUAAUUUAUAUAAACUAUUAAAACACCUCCACCUGU
Messenger RNA from Triplophysa dalaica, 1403 nucleotides. RefSeq names its product cyclin D-type binding-protein 1 (gene ccndbp1). The transcript is spliced from 11 exons. The record is from RefSeq and is a predicted model, not a curated record. The coding region runs from base 89 to 1120 and encodes 343 amino acids. NCBI's taxonomy places the organism in Eukaryota, Metazoa, Chordata, Actinopteri, Cypriniformes, Nemacheilidae. Gene Ontology annotation, biological process: regulation of cell cycle. Gene Ontology annotation, cellular component: nucleus.